UCCAAACUGAAGCAGUGCCCAGGCCCUACGCAGCAGGUGGCAUUCUGACCACAGCAGGGACUGUUCCUUUACCCAAGUCAGAGGACCUCCACCCGACAUCUAAAGGAUUUGGAGCCCAGCCGAUAACAGAAGGAGCAUGGAGCUGAGAGGUACAGCAGCCCCCAGAGCUGAGGGCUACAGCAACACAGCAUUCCAGAAUGAAGAAAGCGUUCUUGAAAACCAAAAUGCAUCAGGAAACGGCAACUCGAUCAGGAGCAGAGCUGUGCCAGGCAGGGAGCCUAUAAAUACCAAGCAGGGAGAAGAAGGGGUCACUAUUGAACAGGAUCCUCCAAGCAUCAGAGAAGACAUGGAGGAUGACCAAGAGACGCAUAAAAAAGGGUGUUUGGAAAAGAAGUAUGACCUCAUUUGUGACUUUUGUAAAAAACACAAAACCAUUCUUCGGUACAUCAUCUGGGGCAUUUUAAUAGCAGGUUAUCUGGCUAUGGUGAUUGCAGCCUGCGUGCUGAACUUUCACAGAGCCCUCCCGCUCUUUGUGAUCACUGUGGUUGUCAUCUUCUUUGUCAUCUGGGACCACUUGAUGGCCAAAUAUGAAUAUCGAAUUGAUGAGAUCCUGUCUCCUGGCAGAAGGCUUCUGAAUGGCCAUUGGUUCUGGCUAAAGUGGGUGAUUUGGAGCUUACUGAUUCUGGGAGUUAUUUUCUGGCUGAUCUUCGACACCGCCAGGUUGGGCCAACAGCAACUGAUAUCCUUCGGUGGGCUCAUAAUGUACAUAGUCCUGGCAUUCGUGUUUUCCAAGCACCCAACCAAAGUUUACUGGAGACCUGUCUUUUGGGGAAUUGGGUUACAGUUCCUUCUUGGGCUCUUAAUCCUAAGAACUAACCCUGGAUUUGUGGCUUUCGACUGGUUGGGCAGGCAAGUUCAGACUUUUCUGGCUUACACUGAUGCAGGGGCUGUAUUUGUCUUCGGUGAGAAAUACACGGACCACUUCUUUGCAUUUCAGGUUCUGCCCAUCGUGGUCUUCUUCAGCACCGUCAUGUCCAUGCUCUACUACCUGGGGCUGAUGCAGUGGAUCAUCAGGAAGGUCGGAUGGCUAAUGCUUAUUACUAUGGGAUCAUCUCCUAUCGAAUCUGUAGUUGCUGCUGGCAAUAUAUUUGUAGGACAAACAGAAUCUCCACUACUGGUUCGACCAUACUUACCUCACGUAACCAAGUCGGAACUCCAUGCCAUCAUGACAGCCGGGUUCUCUACAAUUGCUGGAAGCGUCCUAGGUGCAUACAUAUCUUUUGGGGUUUCAUCCUCCCACUUGCUCACAGCUUCAGUUAUGUCAGCCCCUGCAUCGUUGGCUGUUGCUAAACUCUUUUGGCCUGAGACAGAAAAACCUAAAAUAACCCUCAAAAAUGCCAUGGAAAUGGAAAAUGGAGAUUCAAGGAAUCUCCUAGAAGCUGCAACGCAGGGAGCGUCCUCCUCCAUCUCGCUGGUGGCAAACAUCGCUGUGAAUCUGAUUGCCUUCCUGGCCCUGUUGUCUUUUGUGAAUUCAGCCCUGUCCUGGUUUGGAAACAUGUUUGACUACCCACAACUGAGUUUUGAGCUAAUAUGCUCCUACAUCUUCAUGCCCUUUUCCUUCAUGAUGGGAGUAGACUGGCAAGACAGCUUUAUGGUUGCCAAACUCAUAGGGUAUAAGACAUUCUUCAAUGAAUUUGUGGCUUAUGAGCAGCUCUCGAAAUUUAUCAAUUUGAGGAAAGAAGCUGGACCCAAAUUUGUGAAUGGCGUGCAGCAAUAUAUGUCGAUUCGUUCUGAGACCAUUGCCACUUAUGCCCUUUGUGGUUUUGCCAAUUUCGGUUCCCUAGGAAUAGUGAUCGGCGGACUCACAUCCAUGGCUCCUUCCAGAAAGCGUGACAUCGCCUCAGGGGCACUGAGAGCUCUGAUCGCUGGGACCAUGGCCUGCUUCAUGACAGCCUGCAUCGCAGGCAUUCUUUCCAGCACUCCUGCGGAUAUCAACUGCCAUCACAUUUUAGAGAACGCCUUCAACUCCAGUUUAUUGAAAAACACAACUGAAGUGGUAUCUUGUUGCCAAAGUCUAUUGAACAGCACUAUUGCCACUGGUCCCGGUGCGGUCAUCCCAGGAGGAAACCACAGCAUGUCUUCUUUGAAAGGCUGCUGUGGAUUGUUGAAACCAUCCACAUUUAAUUGCAGCUGGAUCCCUAACACAUUUUGAAUUCAACCACUUUACCAGUGGAACUCUGAAUAAGGAUACUGAAUUUUCUGCUUUGGAAAGGAAAACAAAAAACAAGGAAGAAAUUAUUGUUUACAGAUUAAUACUUUCAUCUUGGAAUCACCUUUAAUUGCAAGGAGAGAAGAAAAACGGGAGUCAAGUCUUCAGAGCUACAGCAUCUUCCUCAUCCCUUUCCCUCUCCAGCCCGCCUCUUUCCUAUUGAGAACUCCCAAGUGGGUAUCAAUCUCAAUCCCAAAGAUGUUUCCUGACCUUCCAUUUUUUAGGGCAUUUCAUCAGAAUACAGAUAUAAAUGGUGGCUCCCAUCAACUGGGGUAUGACUCAGUCACGCAUACUUCGUGUGCUGAAUGAGUUUCUAAGUAGUUCAGAAUAACUUCGUUUAAAUGCGCCUUAUAUGAAGUCACUCUGCAGUCACUGUAGCUUACCCAAAAUAGUCUGAACUUGAAUCUCAUAUGGAGGAAGACUACUUAUCAGCCAUCUACUCAUUUGCUACCCUCAAGAAGUCCUGAAGAAUUCAAGAGUCUUUUGGGAAAGCAAAUAGACUAUAUCACAACCAGAAUUUCAACCUCUUGCACGUUGAGAGUUUUAUUAAUCAGCUUACACUAAAUUGUGCUGCAGUGACAAAUAACAACUCAAUGACUUGCAAUUUUUUUCACUCACAUUACAUGUUAUAAUGGUUGAUUUUGACUGUAAUUUGUGUUGUCUUUAUUUCCAGGAUCCAGGCUAAAGGAGCAUCCCCCAUAUGGGGCAAGUUGCUCCUAAGACAAGGUAGGAGAUAACAUGAUGAUGGUUCUUAAAAAUUCUGCCAGGAAGUGAUGCCCUUUACUCGCUCUAGCCAAAGCAAGUCCUUUGAUAUGCAUGUUAUCGGUGACCAUAGAUGAAUUAUUGCCAUAGGGAGGGAUAGUGAAUACUGUGUAUGCCACGAAGGUACGUGAUAUUCAUGUCUUCCUUCAAAGAGUCAGCCUAUUGUAAGGCAUAAUUGUAGGCCUAUUGAUGUGCCGACUUGGUUAUAGUCCCUUGUGACAAGACUAGAAAACAGCUACUCUUUAGUCAAAAAGCCAUGUAAAGACCAGCUGAGGGAGAAAAACCAAGUCCUGUUGAGACCUGAAGACCUUUUUUUUUUUUAGAGGUUUUCGCUAUAGAGCGCAUGCGCUCACCAGACAGACAGA
Tupaia belangeri chinensis (Chinese tree shrew) is the source of this 3396-nucleotide messenger RNA. RefSeq names its product solute carrier family 28 member 3 (gene SLC28A3). Gene Ontology annotation, molecular function: purine-specific nucleoside:sodium symporter activity; pyrimidine- and adenosine-specific:sodium symporter activity. The coding region runs from base 137 to 2212 and encodes 691 amino acids. The record is from RefSeq and is a predicted model, not a curated record. Lineage: Eukaryota; Metazoa; Chordata; Mammalia; Scandentia; Tupaiidae. Gene Ontology annotation, biological process: pyrimidine nucleoside transport; purine nucleoside transmembrane transport. The transcript has 18 exons. Gene Ontology annotation, cellular component: plasma membrane.